UGUCCACACUUUCCAUGCGUAAAGACCCAAAGACGAGUCACCGCUUCUCCAGACAGACACUCGGACGCAGAGGUGGCGAUGGUUUGAGCGACUUUUUCCUGUUUUGAAAUUUUACACUAAGCUGCGCUGGACUUAUUCGACUUUUCCUGUGAGAUUGCAUUUUUUUCCCCACAUCCCGAUCAACAUAUUCCUGCUCCAAGAAAAAAAAAAUGAGGCAGAACACUUGUAUAUUUGACAGUGCCGGCCGUUCGAAGUGUACCGUUUCAACUUGGACUCAGUGGUGUUUGCGUUCCGCGGCGGUGCUGUGCGUGCUGCUGUCGCGCAACGCGGCGGACGACGUUUGUCCGUCUUCCUGCGUCUGUACCAGAGACUCGGGGACGGUGACCUGCCCGGCCGACGGAGAUGAGACCGAGAUACCCACAGACAUCCCCGAGUGGACGUCCGCCUUGAUUCUGAAGGGCAGAAACAUCUCAACUUUACCUCGUGGUGCGUUCAGCGCAAACGGCACGGAGUUGGACAUGGUGACGCUGUCGCUGUCCUACAACGGGAUACAAGUUAUUGAACCCUACGCUUUCCUGGGACUCCCCCGUUUACACUUGCUGGACCUGAGCCACAACCAGCUGGGCUCCAUCUCAGACAGGGCUUUCCACGGGUUGCCAGAGUUGCGCUCUCUGUACUUAAACCACUCUGUUUUGCCUUCGGCCGCUGCGCAACUCUCCAGUGCGCUCAGCGCGCAAAGUUUGCGCAACCUCCACAGACUGGAGUUGGUGGGAAAUAGAUUGACUUCUAUCCCCCUGGUGAGAUUAGAUUUAUACAACCUCCACUCGUUAGUGUUGAUAAACAACUCUAUAAAAAGCAUCGAGGGGGACAAUAUAACUCAUCUGUAUGAGCAAAGGCGCAUACGCGUCUACUUGUCUCUAAAUCCAUUUCGAUGCAAUUGUGAACUGGGGGAGUUUUACUACUGGUUGAAGAACUCGUCUCAGUGUCAGGAUGCUGGGAGAGUCCUGUGUCAUGAGCCCGAGGCCAAGAGGGGGAUCCCCGUGGAAAACCUCCGGGGAGAGGACGUGGAUUGUGUGAACGAGAACCUGGAGGCGGUGUCGUAUGUCUUCCUCGGUAUCGUGUUGGCUCUGAUAGGGGUGGUGUUUCUCAUGGUGUUGUAUCUCAACCGCGGAGGCAUCAAGCGCUGGCUCAACAACCUCCGGGAGGCGUGCAGGGACCAGAUGGAGGUCUACCAUUACCGCUAUGAGCAGGACUCGGACCCCAGACUGGCCAACGUGGCUGUGUAACCAAUCAGACAUCAGCCCCUCUGUUCCUGGGACAGAACAGAGGUGAUUACAUGCUUGGAGGGAAGGACAUUUUGAAAAAAGGAUUUUUAGAAACUUGUGAACUCCAAUUGUCACUUUGGGAUAUAGCCUACACAGAGCCAAAGACAGAGAUAACGGACUAUGAGAGACUAUUUACUUGUAUUUUACACAUUAUAUAAAUAUCUUCUCUAGAAUGGGGUCAUUUCUACGGAAAAGUAUUAGGGCCAGGCAGGAGAAAAAUAAAAAUAAUAUUUUAGGAGGAGGAAGAUUUUUUUUCAUCAUGCACUUCAAGAAAAAAGUCGAAAUAUCGAGAAAAAAAGUCGAAAUGUCGAGAUUAAUGUUGAAGUACAAUUUCGAGAAAAAAGUUGAAAUGUCGAGAAAAAAGUCGGAAUG
This is a messenger RNA of Cololabis saira (Pacific saury), 1697 nucleotides long. It is a transcript of the gene tpbgl, whose product is annotated as Wnt-activated inhibitory factor 2. Bases 210 to 1286 code for a protein of 358 amino acids. The record is from RefSeq and is a predicted model, not a curated record. Gene Ontology annotation, molecular function: protein binding. Gene Ontology annotation, biological process: negative regulation of canonical Wnt signaling pathway. Lineage: Eukaryota; Metazoa; Chordata; Actinopteri; Beloniformes; Belonidae. Gene Ontology annotation, cellular component: plasma membrane. The transcript has a single exon.